GGAGGGAGGAGGAAGAAAAGUGCAAGCUAUGUUCGAGGUGAAAGACAGAGAGGAGAAGAGCUUGUUGUUGGACGUAGUUUGAGAAGAUGAAAGGAAGCGGUCUUAGGUUGAAGAUUAAAUGAAAGAAAGGAGAGAAGGAGGAGGGAAUGACGAAUCAUGUCUCUUUUAGAGGUCAAGUCCUUGCCGCAAGACCUCAGCACUGAGGACACAGACCAAGACACACACACAGACAUACACGCCAACACAGACACGCACACUGACACACACUCCAACACGCACUCCGACACAGACACUCACACCGACUCAAACAUAAACAUAGAUACACUCUCCUGCAUGCAAACAGACACACACCUGAACCCACAUCCAAACACUUGCACAAACAACACACAACCAGAGACGCAACCACACACUUUUCAGAGCUCACACACCCAACAAUGUCUCAGAGACACUGCUGCCGCUGAUCGACAUGCAAGUGUGCACAGCCAAGAAACGGAGGCUGUUAUAUUCGAAGCAAUUUGCAUUCAAACAAACGAUCCAGCACAAAAGCCUGUUGUCUCUGAGGACUCUAGUUCUUCUCCUGUUGUGAUUCCCAGAUGGAACAGGAAACCAAUUCCUCCUGUUCCUCCUGGCCUGAAACAUCCAUGCAUCCCUCCCCUCGUCCCCCCCAAAAGAAGGCCCAAGCCUCCACCAACCCUUCUCCCCAAGCAACAUGCUCCUGUGCUGGGAGGAGACACAGAAGAAAGCCCAGGCUUAAGCCUGGGGCCUCCAGGGCCUGGAGUUCAGGCUUCGUUAGCAGAGGAUACAUCUGCCAUGUAUGCAACCGUCAUCCAUAAGUCUCAACAGACGCCCCCCCGCCCCCAUGGGGUGGAUGUCUCAGGGGAGGCUUCAAUGACACCGGUCCCCAUCCCCAAACCUCCUCGUAGGAACAGACCCAACCCCAUGCUCCAGGAACCAGUGGUGGGGACCCAGGAAGGUCCAGACAUGGAGACCUGUGCUGGGUCUGUCGUAGAAGCCACGUGCUCCCUCCAAGCCCUCCAUCUGGCUCCUCCAGGGGCGGAGUCAGUAAAACAACCCAGAGAGAUGUUGUCCACUUCAGGGGACCAGGGUUCUGGAACCCUCACAGCUCUCAGGCAGAUGGAAGAGGAAGACGAAAAGAGGAAGAGUGCCAAGGAAUCGGACCAGUCAACAGUGGGUGAGCUGGAGGAGGAAAGGGGCCAAGGACAAGCUGUGUGCUACCGGGGUUCCCUCAGCUCCUUAAGCUCAUUCAGGCUGUUCUACAACCCCACCAGCCUGGUUGAAGAGAUCUUCACUGGAGAUGAGUGGUCAUCCUACCUGUUUGACAACAGCAACCCCUCCCCCUCCCAAUUUACCGGCCAAUCAGAGGUGGAGACACAACCUCUAUGUGGCGUUGACCAACCACAGUCUGUACCAGUGCCACCCCUGAUCAUAUCUGACCACUCAGAUGAGGGUACCCAUAGCAGCACUAUGGACCUGCCAGAUUACGAGAUUGUGCGCCAAUAUCAAGAAUGCGUGCCGGUGGACAAGCAACGGGAUGAUGCACAAGAGGAAGUAAACAAUAAUUGGAGAGGCAGGGACAUUGGCAUCAUACCAAAGGCUGUGCUGGCCAAAGGUGCUAAACAGCUAAAGGGCCCUGUAACCAAGCUCAAGACCGAGGACAUCUAUGACAACAUAGACCUGUCCUGUGUGAAGUCUCUUGGGGUUCUGGAUAGCUCCCCCCAGAAACACAGAAUCUACCUGAGCAGGAAGAGGAAGAGCCGACGCCCACGAAAGAAGCCCAGAGGAGACAUCUUCAAGAUACCACGAUUUGGCAUAUUCAAAUCUGCUGCCUAUCCCUCCGUCAUCCCAUCAUCACCUCCAGUUUCUUCCUCUUCCCCCACUCCCUCUUCCUCCUCCCUCUCUCCAUCCCUCUCUGCCUACUCCCCUCCCUCUCCCUCUAAUGGUUUCUUCUCCUCCUCAAUUUUCUACCCUGCUCCUUCAUCUCCUCUCUCUCCUCUUUCCAACGACAAGGUGGGGCCGCAGUUCAAGACAGAAGAGGACGGUACCAAAUAUGGGGUUUCCAGUCCCAGAUCUUUGGCUAAGUUCAUGAGCAAUUUGAAAGAGAAAGCAAGGAGGAAAAACAAGCAGUGAAGAGAGACCUAUGGAGCACACACACAUGCACACACACACCUACACAACACAUGCAUGCACAUGCCUACAGACACAUACAGAGCUAUACAGGCACAUCUACACACUAGCAUACACUUACACAAACCCACAAACACGUACUAUAACAGUGAUAAAUAUGACAGACAAGAGGGAAGUUCAUGUCUGUGUCCGAGAAGUCGUGAGCUGUCCUCCCUCGACAGUGAUGAAAUUGUACAAGGGUACUUCUGUUCAUCUUGUACCAUACAUUUAACACAUUAAAGGACAUGUUUCACAUUCAUUUUGACUGCAGGUUAAGAAGUUGCCGGUUCAAAUCCCCUUUGUAUAUCAUAUUGGAUAAAAGUGUCGGAUAAAUGAAUAGAUCAUUAUUUAAGAACCAAAAUUUACUUUAACAUGGGUUUAACAAGGGGACCACCGUUUAAAAUACCGGUUUCCUUUACAGCCUCUAUUCCAAAGAAAAUUAAAACCUUUUUUCUCACCUGUCUAAACAAAGUAUUUCAUUAAUGAGAAGUUAAAACGUUGAAGACUUUUGUGCUGAAAAUGUGUUGUGAUUAGAUUAAAUGUCUCUCCGAAAUAUGGAGUACAUCUACAAUAAAGUAGUCAUGUUUGUUACUUGACUGAAGAUCUCAUGUAGACAAGAGUAUAGGACGGUGCAAUUUUCUUUUUGAAAUUUUGCACACAGCUAAAAAGCAGAAGUGCAUUCUGAAUCCCCAUCAUUAAGUCUGUGACGCAGCAGCAUCACCUAACUAUAAUAUUUUAUAAACUGUCUCUUCCAAACUGAAAUCAACCAAAUAAGAAGGGAUAUUCAUAAUCAACUAAUCAACCAUUUAUCGGUACAUGUCGUUGUCCUGUUGAGGACAUUCUUGUAGCACUGUAAUCAAGUAUUGAAAUGUUACUAUUGCACUGUAGUUUUAUUUUGAUUGUAAUGCUGUAACCGACUGCUAAAUUAAUAAAAUGUAAUUUAUAAAACUC
Molecule: messenger RNA, 3135 nt
Organism: Hypomesus transpacificus
Lineage: Eukaryota; Metazoa; Chordata; Actinopteri; Osmeriformes; Osmeridae
Product: flocculation protein FLO11
Exons: 6
Coding region: 157-2148 (663 amino acids)
Source: RefSeq, a predicted model, not a curated record